Penicillium canescens is the source of this 588-nucleotide messenger RNA. RefSeq names its product sterol desaturase family protein. Gene Ontology annotation, biological process: lipid biosynthetic process. The transcript has 2 exons. Bases 1 to 588 code for a protein of 195 amino acids. NCBI's taxonomy places the organism in Eukaryota, Fungi, Ascomycota, Eurotiomycetes, Eurotiales, Aspergillaceae. Gene Ontology annotation, molecular function: oxidoreductase activity; iron ion binding. The record is from RefSeq and is a predicted model, not a curated record.
AUGAUUCGAGACAUCUCCGAGGAUUCCAGUAUGGUCGCGCCCGCUGGCGAACAAUCCUUCCAAAACAGCGCGGAAUUCGAGGCCGAUAAGAUAUCAUCGGAAUACUCGACACGCACCCUCGGCGCCAUACUUCUCUACAGCACAGCAUUUCAGCUUAUUAAUAUUCAUCAAUUCCACGUCUUCCGCCGCAUGGGCCAUAUUCACGGCUUCUUCGAUGGCUACAGGCAUGCCCGCGACAGCGUCCCUGACGUCGGCAUCGCUCAGGUUGCCUCCUUCCUCAUAUUCGCGACCAUCCGCCCUAUCUUCACCGUCUCCCUCGCCUACCAUACUAGCCAUGCGCCCAUUUCUAUGAGAUUCGCUUGGCUGCCUCUAGAGAUUGGAAUUUACGGUAUUAUCCUGGACUUCUGGUACUACUGGUAUCACCGGCUACUGCAUGACGUUGGUCUGCUAUGGAAGUACCACCGUACCCACCAUCUCACUACCCACCCCAAUCCGCUCCUAACGACCUACGGCGACUUCGGGCAGGAAGUAUUUGAUAUUGUCGUUAUUCCGCUGAUGACAUACUUUACAAUGAAGGUUAUGGGUUGA